AUGUCUCAGGAAGAAUCAUCUCUGUUCCGUUCAGAGAAGAUGUCACUGACUCAGCUAUACAUUCCUCUGGAAAUUGCUCCACAGACUGUUGCUGAACUUGGUGAAGUCGGCCAGCUUCAAUUCAAUGAUUUGAAUUCAAAAGUCAAUGCUUUCCAACGUACUUUUGUCAAUGAGAUUAAGCGAUUCAACGAAAUGGAACGAAAAACUCGCUUUCUUUUUGCUCAAGCCGAAAAAUCAGAAAUCGUUGUUACACCUUCUGAUCCACUUGCUCCCUACGCUCACUCGCGCUCUCAAGUUGAAAUCGAUCAUCUCGAGGCUACACUCACUGAACUCGAGUCCAAAAUCCUACAGAUGAACACCUCUUAUGAAACUCUAAAUAAGCGCUAUUUCGAGUUAAGCGAGCUUCGGCAUGUGCUUCGUGAAACUGCAGUCUUUUUUCAAGAGGCAGAGAGUCGGACAGAUAUCAUCACUGGCGCCAACUAUCAAGAAGAAGCCAGUUUGCUUGCCAGUGCUGAGCGUGAAUCAAUUGAUGUCAAUGAUCGCCAUCGUGCCAUCUCACUUGGAUUUGUUGCUGGUGUGAUUCCACGUUCCAAAAUGACUACUUUUGAGCGUAUUCUCUUCCGUGCACUUCGUGGAAACUUAUUUUUAAACCAUGCAGAGAUCAAUGAGCUUAUUACGGAUCCUGUUACUGACGAAGAGGUUCACAAGAAUGUGUUUAUCAUUUUCGCUCAUGGAAAAGAGUUGAUUAACAAAAUUCGAAAGAUUUGCGAGAGUAUGGGAGCCACAAUUUAUCCUGUCGACGAACACCCUGAAAAGCGACGUGAGAAUGCGCUCGAGGUCAUUUCUCGUAUUGAAGAUUUAAAGCAUGUCCUUGACAACACCAAAGCCGCUCGCCACGCCGAACUAAGCCGUGUUGCUACCUCACUUGACCAAUGGUCUGUUGUUGUAAAGAAGGAAAUGUCGAUCUACCAUUCUAUGAAUAUGUUCAACUACGAUGUCAAUCGUAAGGCUCUCAUUGCCGAGGGAUGGUGUCCUACCAAUGCGCUUGGGGUUAUACAGCAUGCUCUUCGCGUUGUUACGGAGCGCACUGGGUCAACUAUUCCUCCCAUUAUGAAUGAAAUUCAAACACAGCGAAAGCCUCCCACAUUCCAAAAGACCAACAGGUUCACACAGGCAUUCCAGGAUAUUGUGGAUGCAUAUGGUGUUGCACAGUACGGAGAAGUCAAUCCUGGUCUCUUUACAUGUGUGACGUUUCCCUUUUUGUUUGCCGUCAUGUUUGGUGAUCUUGGCCAUGGCAUCUUGGUAUCUGCCUUUGCAAUCUGGAUGUGUGCCGACGAAAAAACUCUUGCAAAGAAAAAGUGGGGCGAGAUUUGGGACAUGUUCUUUGGAGGUCGUUAUAUCAUUCUGCUCAUGGGUCUUUUUUCAAUCUUUACUGGCCUAGUCUACAAUGAUAUUUUCUCACAGGGCAUGACUCUCUUUACAUCACGCUAUCAUUUCAACUAUCAAAACUCUACUGGUCGAUGGAUUGGUGAAUCUCAUUCAACUUAUGGUUUUGGCAUCGAUCCUGCAUGGCACGGUGCUGAAAACUCUUUGGUUUUUUCCAACUCGUACAAGAUGAAAAUGGCCAUCAUUUUGGGUGUUAUUCAUAUGAGUUUCGGUAUUAGUCUGCAGGUCUAUAAUCAUAUUCAUUUCAAGCGUCAAAUGAGCAUCUACACAGAGUUUCUUCCACAAAUUCUGUUCUUUUUGAGUAUUUUUGGGUAUCUUGUGUUUAUGAUUGUUUUCAAGUGGUUGACUCCUUAUCCAAACACGUCCGAGGCUCCUGGUCUUCUCAACACUCUCAUUUAUAUGUUCUUGUCUCCUGGUACAGUUGCUAUGCCCUUGUUCUAUGGACAGGGCGUCGUGCAAGUGGUUCUUCUUUUAAUUGCAUUUGUCACGGUACCUUGGAUGCUGCUAGCAAAGCCGCUUUAUUUGUACAGGGAAGCUCGAUCCACUGUUGGUUCGGGUUAUAACGAGCCCCACUCUGACACCGACUUUGUUCAAAUAGACGCCGAUGCUAACCACGGUGCUGGCGAUUCAUCUGGCACUGCUGUUGUGCACAGUCCGGAAGAAGACGAGCAGGACGAUCAUGGACACGGUGGUCGCUUUGAUUUCUCUGAUGUCAUGAUUCACCAGAUCAUUCAUACAAUCGAAUUUACACUCAGUGGUAUUUCCAACACUGCCUCAUACCUUCGUCUCUGGGCUUUGUCGCUUGCUCACGCCCAGCUGUCAGCAGUGCUGUGGUCCAUGGUUUUUGUGCCUACUCUUAACAUGGCCAAUCCCAUUAUGAUUGUCAUUGGGUUUGCAUUUUGGUUCAUGCUGACCGUGUUUAUCUUGCUUCUUAUGGAAGGCAUGUCUGCAUUUUUGCACGCACUUCGUCUGCACUGGGUCGAAUUCCAAAACAAAUUUUACGCUGGAUCGGGCUAUCAAUUUGUUCCCUUUUCCUUUGCGUUGCUUCUUGCCGAAGUUGUUGAAUAAACGCUUCAUCGUUUGAUUCUC
Messenger RNA from Batrachochytrium dendrobatidis JAM81, 2535 nucleotides. RefSeq lists its product as uncharacterized. The record is from RefSeq and is a predicted model, not a curated record. The transcript is spliced from 11 exons. Gene Ontology annotation, molecular function: proton-transporting ATPase activity, rotational mechanism; ATPase binding. Gene Ontology annotation, cellular component: vacuolar proton-transporting V-type ATPase, V0 domain; fungal-type vacuole membrane; vacuolar proton-transporting V-type ATPase complex. Lineage: Eukaryota; Fungi; Chytridiomycota; Chytridiomycetes; Rhizophydiales. Bases 1 to 2514 code for a protein of 837 amino acids. Gene Ontology annotation, biological process: proton transmembrane transport; vacuolar acidification.